AUGACUGCGAGGGCCGACGAAACUAGAGCGGCGUUCAUCAACGUUCUCAAAGAGUUCCCAAUUGGUGAUCCUACAAGAAGCAGCCAACAUGGGGAAGUUACUGAGGAAGUGGUGCGGGCUGCUAUCCUCCAAAAGCUCAUUUCCAAUCUUCGAUAUCCUAAAAUACGAGUUCGCCUGAGUCGUAAAAGCGUGUACAUUCAGUUUAAACCAAUGGCCAACAGAUUUUUCGUCAUGCACUUCGACUUGAGAACCGCCAAGGACUUACCUUUGCGGAUCACUCUCACUAACAUUGUUAAACUACCAAAGGUGCGGGCUCGGGUGAUACAGUAUCCUCUUUUGCCUCCAUCUCGCUGGGUUCAGAUCUGCGUUCACGUGCCCAGCAUGAUAGGACAGUUUACAAAGCUCACUCCCACAGGCAACACCCUUGUUUCAGUUCAAAUAUGCUCCUGUCUCUAUCUCCGCGGGCUUUUCACCUCAGACAAUCUUUACACCAUGAACGACAUUCCCAAGGCUCUCCGCAUAAAAGACACUUCUGCGUUAAGACCCCAGGAGCUGCUUCCAUGGGUCUACGUGCCCGUCGGCUGUCGCUCUCCCGAGUGCAAUCAAAUCAGCUGCAGCAGCACAGAUCGCAGCACACCGGAGCCUCUUCAUGGUAUCUGA
Eimeria necatrix is the source of this 660-nucleotide messenger RNA. RefSeq lists its product as hypothetical. Bases 1 to 660 code for a protein of 219 amino acids. The transcript is spliced from 4 exons. The record is from RefSeq and is a predicted model, not a curated record. Lineage: Eukaryota; Apicomplexa; Conoidasida; Eucoccidiorida; Eimeriidae.